Messenger RNA from Acanthopagrus latus (yellowfin seabream), 3143 nucleotides. Its product is annotated as dynamin-1-like protein. The transcript is spliced from 19 exons. Gene Ontology annotation, cellular component: membrane; mitochondrion; cytoplasm. The record is from RefSeq and is a predicted model, not a curated record. Lineage: Eukaryota; Metazoa; Chordata; Actinopteri; Spariformes; Sparidae. Gene Ontology annotation, biological process: mitochondrial fission; mitochondrial fragmentation involved in apoptotic process. Gene Ontology annotation, molecular function: GTPase activity; GTP binding; microtubule binding. Bases 151 to 2277 code for a protein of 708 amino acids.
CGAAACUACAACUCCCGACACGCCACAAAACCUCUCGUCCGUGCGUACAGUGGGUGUUGUUGCAAUGGUGGUGUCGGUGGGACAUUGAAUGACUUUGGCUCCAUCACGAAAUUAGCAGGUUUCUUAAUUUUCUGUUCGUAAACCGCGAACAUGGAGGCUCUUAUCCCCGUGAUAAACAAGCUCCAGGACGUGUUCAACACGGUGGGGGCGGAUAUCAUACAGCUGCCGCAGAUAGCAGUGGUGGGGACUCAGAGCAGUGGCAAGAGCUCAGUGCUGGAGAGCCUGGUGGGCAGGGACCUGCUGCCCCGAGGGACCGGUAUCGUUACCAGGCGACCUCUCAUCCUCCAGCUGGUCCAUGUAGAUCCUGGAGACGCAAGGAAGAAUGAUGAAAUUGACAGAGAAGGGGAAGAGUGGGGCAAGUUUCUCCACACGAAAAAUAAGAUCUACACAGAUUUUGAUGAAAUCAGGCAGGAAAUUGAAAAUGAAACGGAGCGAAUAUCAGGGAAUAAUAAGGGGAUCAGUGAUGAACCCAUUCAUCUGAAGAUAUUUUCUCCCCACGUUGUCAACCUCACACUGGUGGAUCUGCCAGGAAUCACUAAGGUGCCUGUGGGUGAUCAGCCUAAGGACAUCGAGGUUCAGAUAAGAGAUCUAAUCCUGAAGCACAUCUCCAACCCCAACUGCAUCAUCCUGGCGGUCACGGCGGCCAACACAGACAUGGCCACCUCGGAGGCCCUCAAGGUGGCCCGGGAGGUCGACCCCGAUGGCAGGAGGACGCUGGCUGUGGUGACCAAGCUGGACCUGAUGGACGCCGGCACUGAUGCGAUGGAUGUACUAAUGGGCCGAGUCAUUCCUGUCAAACUGGGACUCAUCGGAGUUGUCAACAGGAGCCAGCUGGACAUCAACAACAAAAAGUCUGUGGCUGACGCCAUCCGAGACGAACACGCUUUCCUCCAGAAGAAAUAUCCAUCGCUGGCCAACCGGAACGGAACCAAAUACCUGGCCAGAACCCUCAACAGGUUACUGAUGCAUCACAUCCGAGACUGCCUCCCUGAGCUGAAGACACGGAUCAACGUCCUGGCAGCCCAGUACCAAUCCCUGCUCAGCAGCUACGGCGAGCCAGUCGAAGACCAAAGUGCCACCUUGCUCCAGCUCAUCACCAAGUUUGCCACUGAAUACUGCAACACCAUCGAGGGCACGGCCAAAUACAUCGAGACGGCCGAGCUGUGCGGUGGAGCCAGAAUUUGUUAUAUAUUCCACGAGACUUUUGGCAGAACACUGGAGUCCGUGGAUCCUCUGGGAGGACUCAGCACCAUAGACAUCCUAACAGCCAUAAGGAACGCAACUGGCCCGCGUCCAUCGCUGUUUGUGCCCGAGGUGUCCUUCGAGCUGUUGGUGAAGAAGCAGGUGAAACGCCUGGAGGAGCCCAGUUUGCGCUGCGUGGAGCUGGUCCACGAGGAGAUGCAGAGGAUCAUCCAGCACUGCAGCAACUACAGCACACAGGAGCUGCAGAGAUUCCCGAAACUCCACGAGGCCAUCGUGGAGGUAGUCACCUCCCUCCUGAGGAAGAGGCUGCCCAUCACCAAUGAGAUGGUGCAUAACUUGGUGGCAAUAGAGCUGGCCUACAUCAACACCAAGCAUCCAGACUUUGCAGACGCCUGCGGGGUGUUGAAUAACAAUAUAGAGGAGCAGAGGAGAAACAGGAUGAGAGAGCUGCCGUCCUCGGUGCCCAGGGAUAAGUCUGUUGGCAAAGGCCCGGCUGGCCCAACUGUGGUUUCUGGCGAGCCCCCUGCGUCUGGAGCAGACAUGGACGGUGCCAAGGCCCCGGCAGCAGGGCCCCAGGCCGAGCAGGACGGCACAGGGACCUGGAGGGGGAUGCUGAAGAAAGGAGAGGAAGCCCCCGGCUCUGGACCUGGGAGCCCUCUUAAAGGAGUUGUCAACCUGCUGGAUGUGCCUGUGCCGGUUGCCAGGAAGCUGUCGUCACGUGAGCAGCGAGACUGUGAGGUCAUCGAGCGCCUCAUCAAGUCUUACUUCCUCAUCGUUCGCAAGAAUAUUCAGGACAGUGUGCCGAAGGCAGUGAUGCACUUCUUGGUCAACCAUGUGAAAGACAGCCUCCAGAGCGAGCUUGUUGGCCAGCUGUAUAAAUCUGGCCUCCUCAAUGACCUGCUGACCGAAUCGGAGGACAUGGCCCAGCGGCGCAAGGAGUCCGCCGACAUGCUACAGGCGUUGCAAAAAGCCAGCCAGGUGAUCGCUGAGAUCAGGGAAACACACAUGUGGUGAAAAAAACCUGAUCUGUUAUCUCCCCAUCAUGCCUGACGGACCGACGCUCCAUGCACUCAUCAUGUCUGAACAUGACGUACCAUGAAAAUGCACUGUUCUGAUCCCUGCUCUAAUGUACAGUAGGUAUCACAUUAGCUCACGAGCUACCUGAACGAAAUGUAAGUUAAUUGAAGUUGUUUAUUUAAAAUGCUUGGUGUUGUUGAGUGUAUGAGAAUGCACUGCCUCUGUUAGCUGAGAUUUUUAGAAGCUGUAGUCGCGCCCCCCCCCCCCCGAGGCUCCUGGAGGACUCGAGAGUGCAGCCGAAAGCAAAGUACUUUUCAUUUCUGACAGACAGUGGUUAACCAGAACGGAAAGGGACUUUUGUGUGAGGUGGAAAUGAAAGUUUUGACGCCACUUUGGCAGCUCCACAAAGAAAUCUGCAAAUGUUUUAGCUCGGGGUAAUGAGAAAAUAUUUAAAAAAAAAAAAAAAUCCAUCUCAUCUGCAGCCUUUCCAUUUAAAAGUAGCCGUCAUGUGUCACAAACCAUGGAACCUCAUAAGUCAGAGCAGGGAUUUGGUUCGCUGAAUUAAAAAUGGCAGGAAAUGUUAGCCCUCCGACCUGUGUACAUACUCCAUCACUUUAAUUUUUGCACUGUUGUCACCACACUGUAUUGUAUAGAAAAGUCCAUCAUUCUGACACUGUAUCACCAUCAGAAUCUUUAUUUAUUGUGUUAUUUAACUGUGUGGAAAACGUAAUGAGCACUCCUGCAGCUUGCUGCAGUAGGUCAUUUAAUUCUGUUUACAUAUCGCUGCCUACAUGUGAAAUCUCUGGUGCACUGUGGUUCUGUGUGUAUGGUUCCCAAAAAUAAAUAGAGCUAUUUUAUUGCCA